AUGGCAACUAUCAAUGCUACGAAGCCAUGGGAAAUUAUAGCAGUCAAAUUACAAAAUCCUUUUAUUAGAUCGUUAAAUGGACACACUCAAUUGUUAGUAAUUCAAGAUAAAUUCACGAAGCGGGUUGAAAUAUAUUCACUCAAACAAGCUACAGCUUCAGAAAUUUGUAGAGUUCUAAAAAAAGAACUUAUUUAUCAAUUUGGUUGCCCGAAGACAAUCAUCACGAGCAAUGGCACUCAGUUUACUAGCAGGAAAUUCCAAAAAUUGUUGAAGUAUUUCGGAAUAAGACAUGUAGCAACUCCACCAUACUUUGCACAACAUAAAGGAGUUGGAAGAACUAACAAGGUGCUAAAAACCAUGGUUUUGCAGCACGACAAGAAGUCAUACCAAUCUUCGAAUAGGAAUUUAGCUAAGCGGAAGUUUGCAAGUAAUGAAUCUACUAAAGUCAGACAAGUCUAUCCAAAAUAUAACAGAAAAACAUUACCAUUAAAUACAAUACCAAGUACUUUAGAAGAAAUAAACCGUUCAAGACAUUUGCAAGAUGAUAAAGUUUUAGCAUCUGGAAAACAGAAGAAAUAUUACAGUAAAAACAGACGGAAAAGGAUACCAGGUAUAGAAAACAUGGUAACUAAGAAAGAGUAUCUUUCGGCAGCAGCUAACCAUUGUGCCGCCAAACUUGCCCCCAGAUAUAACGGCUCAUUGAUAGGACUUAAAAUGUACGCAGAUAAAGUAGGAGUGGUGUGCAACAAGGGAAACACACCUGUAAGAAAUUUCGGUACUUGA
Chelonus insularis is the source of this 783-nucleotide messenger RNA. RefSeq lists its product as uncharacterized. Gene Ontology annotation, molecular function: nucleic acid binding. Gene Ontology annotation, biological process: DNA integration. The transcript has a single exon. The coding region runs from base 1 to 783 and encodes 260 amino acids. NCBI's taxonomy places the organism in Eukaryota, Metazoa, Arthropoda, Insecta, Hymenoptera, Braconidae. The record is from RefSeq and is a predicted model, not a curated record.